Hibiscus syriacus is the source of this 627-nucleotide messenger RNA. Its product is annotated as F-box/kelch-repeat protein At3g06240-like. The record is from RefSeq and is a predicted model, not a curated record. NCBI's taxonomy places the organism in Eukaryota, Viridiplantae, Streptophyta, Magnoliopsida, Malvales, Malvaceae. The transcript has 2 exons. The coding region runs from base 1 to 627 and encodes 208 amino acids.
AUGGUGGUUUUGGACAUUCUCUCAAAUCUUCAUGUUAAAUCCUUAACAAGCUUCAGCAUCGAGAAAGGCCAAAACUUUACAGUCAAGCACAACAUUCACUUACCCGUUUUCGAGCAUUGUCGCUCUGUUCCUGCAGUUUCUGGUCCUUGUAAUGGAUUGGUGUGUUUAAAAGAGGAUAAGGUUUCCCUUUGGAAUCCUUCAGCUAGGGAGUUAAAAAUUCUUCCUAUAUCCUCUGUCUCCCGCCCUCCUUUAGCAGAUUUCACUAGUUUUGAUUGCCUUGGUUUUGGGUUUGAUUCCCAGAUCGAUGACUAUAAAGUUGUAAGAUUUGUUACUAAUUAUUUUGAACACAAGGAAGAUGUGAGCAGAAUUCCUGAUUGGAAUCACCAGGUUGAGUUAUAUUCCCUUAAAAGUGAUUCAUGGAAGGAAAUUCCAGCUCCUGAUAUUUAUCCUUAUGAUGGUCCUCCUGAGUUCAAUAUUUAUAUAGAUGGAUGUUAUUAUUGGCAGGCAAGUGGGAAUUUUGAUUACCUUUUUCUUUCGUUUCACAUGGUUAAUGAAAAGUUUUCGACUUUACCGUUGCCUGAAUUUGGUAGGUUUUUUGUUGGGCAAGUUUUCGUUUCACAUGGUUAA